Messenger RNA from Penaeus indicus, 550 nucleotides. Its product is annotated as cuticle protein 18.6-like. The record is from RefSeq and is a predicted model, not a curated record. NCBI's taxonomy places the organism in Eukaryota, Metazoa, Arthropoda, Malacostraca, Decapoda, Penaeidae. The coding region runs from base 1 to 468 and encodes 155 amino acids. Gene Ontology annotation, cellular component: extracellular matrix. The transcript is spliced from 3 exons.
AUGGCUAUGCCUUCAUUGAACCCCAUUGCUCAAAUUAUGCCGGGAAACAAAAUGAAUACAUCUGAACAUCCUCUGAAGGCCGUGACGUCAUUGCGUAGGGUGGAGCUUAGAGUAUAUAAAGUGAAGGCGUUCUCCGUUCUCCAUCAGUUAGAAGCUCAUCCUCAACAUGUCUCCCAAGGCCCCAGCUAUGGCUAUGCAGCCCCUACACCUGCUCCUGCACCUGCCAAGUACGACUUCAACUACGCUGUCAAGGACGAGUACUCCGGUAACGACUUUGGCCACCAGGAGGCCCGCGACGGUUAUGACACCCAGGGUUCCUACUACGUUCAGCUUCCCGACGGUCGUCUGCAGAAGGUCACCUACACUGUCAACGGCGACUCUGGCUUCGUGGCCGAGGUCAGCUACGAGGGCGAGGCGCAGUAUCCUGCCGAACAGCCUGCUUACAAGCCCGCCCCCUCAUAUGCUUAGAUCGCAAAUCAAGUUCGGCUGUGAUAAUAUUUAUUAAGGAAAUCCUUUACAUUGUAUAUUUGUAAAUAAAUCAUGAAAAUGA